Molecule: messenger RNA, 3136 nt
Organism: Ruditapes philippinarum (Manila clam)
Lineage: Eukaryota; Metazoa; Mollusca; Bivalvia; Venerida; Veneridae
Product: orexin receptor type 2-like
Exons: 2
Coding region: 669-2000 (443 amino acids)
Biological process (GO): neuropeptide signaling pathway
Cellular component (GO): membrane
Molecular function (GO): neuropeptide receptor activity
Source: RefSeq, a predicted model, not a curated record
GUCUCAUGAUAAAAUCAUUAAUUUAGUGUAAACUUUUUCAUGGUUGACAACAAAAUCGUAUAUGUUAUGCAAUAGCAAUGUGAUAGUAUUACAAAAUUGUAAAACGCUUUCUUCAUACAGUUUUAAUAUCUACAAAAUAAGAAAUGUUUUAUCAGUUAAAAUGUUUUAAUUAAGAUUCUUUCGCGUACGUUAUGAAGAGUUAUUUCCGGUAAUUACAUGUCAUUUCAUUAAACAUCCUUGUGUAGUGUGUAACAUUUUGUUUUAAGGACACUACUAAAUAGUGAGGAAUUUAUAUUUUGUAAAGCGGCAUUUUCAUCUGAAAGUCUUUUCGGUGUGUUGUGUCCAAUAAAAGUGACAGUUAUACACAAGAAAAUAUAUUUAUAAAGGAUAUAAAAAUUAGAGACGUAAACGUUCAUGUACAGUUACGUUGAGAGUGGAUUGGAUUACACUGGAAAAAGACGCUGCUGAUACAAUUUUCCUAAAGUCUAAAUAGAACUGCGCAAGAUCAUCAUAGUUCCCAGACAUAGACUACAGACUACGGACAUUGUUGAGAAGACAGAAACUCAACAAAGACUUUAAUUAUAAGAAAAUAUCCACGUUCUUAAGAUAAUAUGUUGAUAGAUUAUUGUUGAUUGAAACAAUGUUCAGCUAAUGUAAUUUAAGACAAAAUGGAGUCAGAAAAGAAUUUUACUUUAGAGAAACUAGAUCAGCUAGAGAGAGCGAGUUAUCUGCCCCUGACAGUAUUCUUAGUAAUCCUAAUGUUCAUUGGAAGUGUGGGGAAUAUUCUGGUCCUUAUAAUUUAUAAAAGGAAAUUUACAAGGUCAAGUGCAAGAUGUUACAUUCUUAGUCUAGCUAUUGCAGACUUAAGUGUAAGCGUGGUUGCAAUACCAUACCAUGUUUUGGACUUGACACUUAUUUUAACAUACACUCACACGAACGUGUGUAGAAUAUUGAGUUUCUUAAUCGGAGCUUGUACGCUUAGUUCGGUAUUUAUUCUUCUUGUAGUUGGGCUGGAUAGAUAUUUUAAGGUUUGCAGACCUUUGAAAAGACAAAUCAAAGAUUUUGGCGAUAGGAAAGCAUGUCUACUGGCAAGUUUUGUUGCUAUAGUAAUAUCCAUUCCCCACGGUAUUAUUUACGGAGAAAGUACUGUACUGACUCAAGCUAACAAUCUUACCGGGGUGGAAUGUUUUAUUUCUGAUGAAUACCAAGGCUCGGGGUUAGCUGUUGGAUAUUUAGGGUUCAAUUUGUUAAUUUUUUUGUUGUCGGUGAUAUUUCUUGUCAUAAUAUACGGAUUUAUUUGCCGAAAAAUCUAUAAUCAUGAUCGCAAAUCAGGAGAGAUUAGUUUGAAGGAAAAGAAGAAAUUUGGACUUUGUUGUAGCGUACAGAGCACAGAUGACUGUGCUGGUAUAAACGGUGCUGCAAUUGAAGUGGAUGAAAGAAAAAGUUGUAAAUCAAAUACUGGUCAUCAAAGAAUUGCGAUGAAGAAGAAGAAAAAGGAAAAUGCAGAUAGAAAAUCUUUAAGACAAAAUAUGACUAAGUCGAAGCGUAACACUAAUUCUUCAAAAACUGUAAGAAAUAGUUGUGAAAUGGUACGCCAUGUAAGACCGGGAUCAAAGGCGUUAGAGAGGAACGCUCUGAAGAUAACUCUAAUGAUGUUGACUAUCACAGUAGUUUUUAUUGUUUCUUAUCUCCCAUUCAUAAUAAUUUCAAUCUUAGAUUCAAUAGACGAAGGCUUCUGGGACGGUCGUACUAUUGUAGAGUCUGUAUUUCUGGACUGUAUGUUAAGAUUAUAUCUUGUGAACAAUGUAACUAACCCAGUGAUAUACAGCUUCUGGGAUGAAAAAUUCCGGAGAGAAACAAAGCUGCUUCUUAUAAGAUUAUCAUGCUGCUUUGAUGUGAAUGAAGAAGACCUGAAACAUUCAAAUCGCAGUGGUAAAAGUGCAUUUGUAACAACUAAGGGUAUCAAUACAGGAACUGCUAAAUCUAACGACACGGCUUAGAACGUUUAAUAUAAAAGUGCGACUAAAUCUGUCAAAUUCUGAUUGGCUUAAACAUUUUGUAUACGAUGCCGUAUAUACCUUGAAUAACGGAACCACGCAUAAAACAACGCAAUGUAUUUCUACAUGGUAGACGGUGAACCACUUAAUCAUUGCAUACAAUUUAUUGCUGCGUUUUGUUCUUUAUGGCAUAUUUCUCGACAUCAAAAAUAGUUAAAAAUUAUACCGCAGCGGUAAUGAUGUCCUUUAUCUUCAAUCACUUUGAAAUACGUAUGACUCAUAUUUACGUGAGUCAGUUUCUCGCGCUUUGAUGAAAACAGUCUUAAGUUGCGGGAUUUUUUUUAAUUGUCUAAGUAGCUAUUUGCAACGUUAUAGAUUCGUAACACAACUUGCUGACUUGAUAAACGGGAGUAAAUAGCGUUUGACUUUAUCGGUUAUUGUUUUCUUUUAUAUUUCUUUUUCUUUUGUAUUUUUCUGUACUCUCAUUGUUUUUUGUUUUGUUUCUGAAAUCUGUUUUGGGCUUUCAUAUGCAAGGUGCCUUACAGGCAUACAUUCAAUAGACGUAGACAUCUGGCAUUCCGAUGUCUUAUACAAAUUGAGACUUUUCGGCAUUUAAGAUUGUCUUACAUGAUGGUUUUCUUCUUCAUAAACAAAGAGUCGUUGAUACGGGUGCAUCAUCAAGAUGGAAUUUAUCAGAUCUGGUGUUCCUCAAGGGACAAUCUUUGCUCCCUUCUUUUGUUCAUAAUAUUCAGGCGGCUACGUUUUUAGAGCAAAAAAAUCUUUUUUACUAUAAUUAUGAUCUCGCCGUAACAUCUUGUUUUCGUCAUAACACCACCUAGCAGCGCUCGCAACGAUAAAAAAUAAGCCGGAGCUCCAUCUUAAAGACAGACACGUUUUAGCUACUAACAUGCGCUUUCAAUCAUUGUAUAUAAUUUUAAUCGCCGAACCUUCUUUUUUCCGUCACAACACAGCGUAGCAGCAAUUGAACUGGGUAAAACAAGCCUGCGUUUUCUGUAUAGUCAACCGUAAUUUAACAUUUAAAGAUUCAGCUUGAAUGAAAUGUUUAAGAAUCAAAUGAUACAUGCAUGUUAAUUGUUUCUGAUUAAUUACAUAUGAUCAUUAUUAAACGUUUUGUUGUU